UCGCAGCGUGGCAAUGUGUAGCAAAGCGCUCCUGGUCCUGCUGAUCUAUGGGCUAGUCAUGCACUGCAGCGUCUACUGCUCACCUGCGGCUGGACUCCAAUACCCCGCGCUCAGGUUGGAAGACGAAAUGUACGACGAAGACGGCAACACCCUUCCCGACUACGGCUUCGACAGCGACCCCAUCGGGAUGGGCGACCCUUCCUCCAUGCUGGACGACAUGUACACCUUGUACUACCCGCCGGAAAAGAGGCACGCGGACGGGAUCUUUAAUAAAGCCUAUAGGAAAGUGCUGGGCCAGUUGUCGGCGAGGAAGUACCUGCAUUCUUUGAUGGCCAAGCGGGUGGGCAGCGGGGCCAGCGGCCUGGAGGACGACUCGGAGCCGCUUUCCAAGAGGCACUCGGACGGCAUCUUCACAGACAGCUACAGCCGCUACCGAAAACAAAUGGCUGUCAAGAAAUACUUGGCAGCGGUCCUGGGGAAAAGGUAUAAACAAAGAGUUAAAAACAAAGGACGCCGAGUAGCCUAUUUGUAGCGAUGAGUUCCCAAACGCUCCUGUGUAAACAAACGCCCCGAAAAAGAAAAUAUAUCCGAGAGAGGACCCCCCUUGCCCCCACCAAAAAAGGUCAUUUCCAAACUGACUGAUCAAUCACCGCUCCUGUGUUACCCAAACAUGUAUUUAUGUAUGAAGUAAAGCCAUUAAAUGGAUAUUUUGAUAAUAAUAUUGUUUUUCUUU
Molecule: messenger RNA, 733 nt
Organism: Euleptes europaea (tarantolino)
Lineage: Eukaryota; Metazoa; Chordata; Lepidosauria; Squamata; Sphaerodactylidae
Gene: ADCYAP1
Product: adenylate cyclase activating polypeptide 1
Exons: 4
Coding region: 14-532 (172 amino acids)
Biological process (GO): neuropeptide signaling pathway; positive regulation of transcription by RNA polymerase II; regulation of protein localization
Cellular component (GO): neuron projection; extracellular region; perikaryon
Molecular function (GO): pituitary adenylate cyclase activating polypeptide activity; neuropeptide hormone activity; peptide hormone receptor binding
Source: RefSeq, a predicted model, not a curated record